Molecule: messenger RNA, 1501 nt
Organism: Fonticula alba
Lineage: Eukaryota; Rotosphaerida; Fonticulaceae
Product: ferrochelatase
Exons: 3
Coding region: 29-1378 (449 amino acids)
Biological process (GO): heme biosynthetic process
Molecular function (GO): protoporphyrin ferrochelatase activity
Source: RefSeq, a predicted model, not a curated record
CCCCCCCCCUCUGCCCCGAGUCAACAUCAUGAUGCGCUCUGUGUCUCUGGCUGCCAGCCGCGGCGUUCCCCGGCUCAUGGGCGCCCCCCUUGGUCGGGGGCUGUCCAGCGCUGCCUCGCCGCCGGCCGGCCCACAGCCCACGGUCGGCUCUAUCCCGGCCAGCAACACCGUUGCCCGGGCGGCUCUCGCCACGGCCCAGUCACUGGGCAUCGACCUGACGAGCAGUCAGCCUGCCAACCCGAAGACCGUCAUCCUCAUGAUGAACAUGGGCGGCCCGGCCAGCUCGGCCGAGGUGCAGCCCUUCCUGCACAACCUCUUCAGCGACAAUGACCUGAUCCCGCUGCCGGCGCAGAAGUUCCUGGCUCCGGUGAUUGCCAAGCGCCGGACCCCCAAGGUGGCGAGCCACUAUGACGAAAUCGGCGGCGGGAGCCCCAUCCGGACCUGGACCGAGGCCCAGGCCGCCGCCAUGGUCAAGCAUCUGGAUCGCCUGUCCCCGGAGACGGCCCCCCACGCGGCGGAGGUGUGCUUCCGAUAUGCCCCUCCGCUUACGGAGGAGGCCCUGAAUCGGGUGGAGGCCUACGGCCCGGGGGUCGAGCGGGUGGUGUGCUUUUCCCAGUACCCGCAGUAUUCCUGCUCGACGUCGGGGUCCUCCUUCAAUGAGCUGGCGCGCCAGGUGCGCGCUCGCGCCGCUGGCGGGGCCGACAUCUCGGCCGGGCCGCGCUACACCGCCAUCGACCGCUGGCCCCUGGCCCCGGGGCUGGUGGAGGCCUUCGCCGACAAUGUCAUCCACUCGCUGACCAAGCAGCUGAGCCCGUCGGAGGCCGAACAGACCUUCGUCCUCUUCUCGGCGCACUCUCUGCCAAUGUCCAUCGUCGAGCGUGGUGACCAGUAUCCCACCGAUGUGGCCGCCACCGCUUCGGCUGUCAUGGAGCACGUGCGCCAGAGCACCGGCCUGGCGCUCCCCUGGCGCGUGUGCUGGCAGUCGACUGUCGGCCCGCGGAGGUGGCUGUCCCCCUCGACGGAGAACAGCCUGAAGGCCCUCGGCCGGCAGCGGCGCCCGGUGGCCCUGGUGGUUCCGGUGGCCUUCACCUCGGACCAUAUCGAGACGCUGCACGAAUUGGACUUGGACUAUGGCCCCCAGGCCCAGUCGUGGGGCCUGCAGCGCAUCGUCCGCGCCGAGAGCCUGAACCUGCACCCGCGUUUCACGCUCGGCCUGGCCGAGAUUGUGGCCAACCAUCUGGCUGCCACGAAGGACGGCCGCUCGGACCCGGCCGGCGCCCUGUUCACGGCCCGCUGUCUUGGCUGCACGAAGGAGUCUUGCCAGGAGACGCGGGACUUCUUCGCCGAGCAGCGGUCUCCGUGCUCGGAGCAGAAGUAGAGGCGGAGCCCCCCUCUCUCCUUCCCUGCCGGGCUCCAUUCUGCAGUGCGCGGGCGAGUUGGCUUCGCCCCAGAUCGCGCAUAUCACGGACCCCGGUCACGUGCAUACAUACCUCGAUGCAUA